Messenger RNA from Tarenaya hassleriana, 2784 nucleotides. Its product is annotated as formin-like protein 20. The record is from RefSeq and is a predicted model, not a curated record. The transcript is spliced from 3 exons. Lineage: Eukaryota; Viridiplantae; Streptophyta; Magnoliopsida; Brassicales; Cleomaceae. Bases 862 to 2445 code for a protein of 527 amino acids.
CUGAUAUUGGUAGGAUCAGUUAUAUUUCCCGAAUUAAAUUAUACGUUUGAGAUUAUGUUAUACGAUACAUUGAAAUGUCGACCAUUCGUCCAUCCGCCUAACCAAAACCCAUUUCAGAGAGGAUAAACGCCGUGUUUAGGCGGUGGAUGGAUGGAUGGCCCGACCGAAACAGCGUGCCGUUUUCCCCUAUAAAAAACAACGUAGCAUGCUCCUCUUCGAUGGUAAGCCGGGGCGAAGUUUUGGUAGCCUGUACUGUACAGCAACAGGUACGGAGUUGUUUGGUAGCUUUGUACUUUGUAUGUGGAGACGAGUUUGAUUCUGUCUGAUCACCAAAUAUGCCACGACAAAUGCGUGGUGUCUCGAGAUUCAAUAAUUGAAACACGAGCUGAACUGCUCUUGUCAGAAUUAUUUAUUUAUUUAAAAUAAAAAUAAAAUCAAGCCGAUUGGAUGAGGGGAAAAAGCGCACGUGCGGUUAAAAGAAGAGGCUGUACUUUCUGGAAGCUAGCUGUUUGGAGAAACUUAUAGGAUACUUCGGAUUUGAUCCAGUGGCUCUCUCUCCCCAGCCUCUCUCUCUCUCUCUCUCUCUCCUGUUUCUUAUAAAAACGGAUUUGUUGAUUUUCCAGGCUAAGAAACAGAUAUAUUUACCUAAACUCCAAAGCAUUUUGGUCCAAUUAUUUAAAUAAUUACUUUAUUUAUUAAUUUCAAAUAUUUCUUUUCUUGCUGUUCAGAGACUGAGAUGGACCAUGAAAAGAGAUUAGACCCAAGUUUCAUUACGUGCUGCUCCCCCGUUCGGCCUACAGAAGCUGUCACUGUGGCCAUAAUUUUAGGCCAAACAUUAAGAUUCUCCGGCCAGUCUCCGUGAUGAAGAGCUGGGACUCCAUCAACGUAUUCUUAGUCCUAUUCGCGAUUCUCUGCGGCGUUUUGGCCAGACAGAAUGGCGACGGAUCGCCGUCGUCGUUGCACGGCGGAGACGAGAGAGCUGUUACCGACGAUUCGAUGAACGCGGGCGAGGAUGACAAAAUCUCAUCGCCGGUAUCGGAACGGUGGUUUAGUGACGUGCACGCUGGUCAUAGGCUGAAGAUUCACGAGAGCGUGAGCAGCUCUGCUCCUUCGCCGGUCACCGGAACUGUACGGUUACGGCGGAGCAGUAGCUCGUAUCCUGAUCUGCGGCAAGGCUUUUUUGGUGACACUGUCGAACAACAUUUCAGAUUUUACGAUGAUUUUGAAAUCAAUAAGUACCGUUCGCCGGUGAUCGCUAAUUCGGACGGUUACGAAUGGAUUCAAAAUCGCCGGAAAAUUCAAAUCGAGAAAUCGGAACCCAAAGAAAUCCCAGUGGAUAAGUUUGAGGUGAGGCCUCCUACUCCACCGCGGGAACCACCGGCGCCUCGGCCUCCACAGCCACUGUCGGCUGAGGUUGUGCAGAAACCGAGAAGGGGGCAUCGUUCGGUUAGAAGCCGAGCGACGCCGGAAAAUGUGAGGCGCCGUGACACUGAUUCCAAUUCUACCAAAUCUGAACAAGGGCCUCCACCGGCGCCGCCACCACCACCUCCACCGGCGCCUCCGCAUCCUCCAUUUACGCCUCCGAGGACGGCGUUGAGGAACGAAGCGGAGAGAAAGCAGGGGAAACUUGAUCGAAGAAAGAGUAAUGCAGCGAAAGAGAUCAAAAUGGUUUUAGCUUCUCUAUAUAACCAGAGGAAGAGGAAACUACAGAAAGCGAAGACCAAAAGAAACGAAUAUCCGGUGACGGAACCGCCGCAUUACCAAUCCAAGAUUCCACCUCCGUCGCCGCCACCCCCUCCGCCGCCGCCGCCGCCGCGAUCGUCACAGUCAGUGUUUUACGGAUUAUUCAGGAAGGGAAGUAAGAGUAAAAAGAUUCACUCCGUUCCCGCGCCGCCUCCGCAACUACCACCUCCGUCAUCGAGAACCUCCAAGAGAAAGAUCCAAUUGGAUAGGCAUUCACAUCCUCCUCCUCCUCCACCUCCCGCUCCUCCGAUGUCUCCACGACGGAGAUCCGGCAAACCUCCGCGUCCAAUCAAACCGACGAACUUCUACGAAGAUAAUUACGCCAACAGUGGCCGGGAAUCUCCGUUGAUACCAAUUCCUCCACCCCCUCCCCCGCCGUUCAGGGUUCCACCGCUGAAGUUCGUGGUCCGUGGCGAUUUUGCGAAGAUACAGAGCAACCAGAGCUCGAGAUGUAGCUCACCUGAGCGGGGGGAGGUGAUCGAUCUCGGAUGGGGCCUUGAACUCACACAAUCUGAAGGAGGCGAUCGAAUCGGACGGAGUGAAAAUUCCGGUGGCCGGAGUUUCUGCCAAAGCCCCGACGUCAACACCAAAGCGGACAGCUUCAUCGCCAGGCUCAGAGGCGAGUGGAGGCUCGAGAGUGUCCACCCCGUGGAGGAGAAGGAAACUGGGCUCCGGCCCAAGCCCAAUAUGAGACCCAUUUAAAAAACGGCACGCAGUUCGCAUCACACGGAGAGGUUUUCAACGUGAACGUACGGAUAGUAUCCGUGCAGAUUUAGCAAAGCGUCGAGCACUAAUCAGUCGGUACAUUUUUUUUUACGGUUUAACCACUGAAGAUCACAACUAUCUUGUGUGUGUAUUAAGAUUUCUGAGGCUUAGGGGCAGAGUGAGUUGGCAUCAUGAUGUAUGUAUCUACGUAUUGAUAUAUGUAUGUCCUUAGUGAUGUCGAUGUGGAUAUAAGAGACGUGGUCUCUGACAUUCUUUUGGAACUUUCUCUCAUUGUACUGCAAAUAGUGUUCCAUUUUUUUUUUGUCUUUUCCUUGA